Ylistrum balloti is the source of this 7285-nucleotide messenger RNA. Its product is annotated as sodium-dependent serotonin transporter-like. The record is from RefSeq and is a predicted model, not a curated record. The transcript is spliced from 14 exons. Gene Ontology annotation, molecular function: serotonin binding; serotonin:sodium:chloride symporter activity. Gene Ontology annotation, biological process: serotonin uptake; sodium ion transmembrane transport. Bases 121 to 2385 code for a protein of 754 amino acids. Gene Ontology annotation, cellular component: membrane; neuron projection. NCBI's taxonomy places the organism in Eukaryota, Metazoa, Mollusca, Bivalvia, Pectinida, Pectinidae.
UUACCGUUGUCCUCGGGCGGUAGGUGAUCGCCGCGGUCGGUGACCUAGGAGUCCUUACCAACAGUGAUGAACAGCGAACCUCAGAUUUAGAGUUAGUAAAGGGAGAAAACUCGUCCAAAAAUGUCUCGACCAAUCAAAGGCAGUAGAGACCAGUCCAUUCAUCAUAUGUACGAUAAUACGGCGUUCACUAUUAGUUAUCCUUUCAUUGAAAACGGUGAUGGUAGUAGUGAGAGCCGGGCACAGCAGGAUCUAGAACUUGCAGUCGUGACAGGACAGCCAUGGCAAGACUCUUCCUCCCCACCCACGGGCGCUGAAGGGAGGGGCUCACUAUAUCUUAAUGUAAAUAACAAAAAUGAUAAAGUUCGGGAAAACGCGCCUCCGUUUAGUGUCAAUGUAGCUACAGAGGAAGGGAAUUGUUUCAACCUAAAAUCUUCCCCCGGGGAUUCUCUCACCCCAGGGUCAACCUUAGAGAGCAACAUGUCUCUUAGUACACCAUUUCUGACCCCUAACGGCAGGGACGGAGUGAAUGAAAAAACUACAAGUUCACAGGAAGACUUGGAAAAGAAUGGAAAGUUAGAAGGGGGAAAGGAGCACCCCGAAAGAGAAACUUGGGGAAAAAAGGUGGAUUUUCUACUCUCUGUGAUCGGAUUUGCCGUGGAUCUUGGAAAUGUGUGGAGAUUUCCGUAUAUAUGUUACAAAAACGGCGGAGGUGCGUUCCUAAUACCGUACAUCAUCAUGCUUGUGUUCCUUGGGAUUCCGCUGUUCUAUAUGGAACUGGCGCUCGGUCAAUACCAGAAAUGUGGCGCAAUCAACGUGUGGCAGAGAAUUUGUCCCAUGUUUACAGGUGUGGGUUACGGGAUAUGUUUUGUGGCGACCUUUGUGGGGAUGUACUACAACACUAUCAUAGCGUACGCCCUUUACUAUUUCAUCAUGUCGUUCCGGGCGGAAGUUCCCUGGACACACUGUAAUAACGAUUGGAACACACAACACUGUGUCUCAGUAGUGGACGGUUACAACAAAUCUGAAAUCACCAACCAAACCAUGCUGGCUGCUUCAGAGUACUACCUAUUCAAGGUGCUGGAGAUCGACAAAUCUAGAGGCGUGGAGUACGUUGGGCCACCGAAGUGGGACCUGUUGUUGUGUCUGUUGGGAGUAUUCGUUCUCAUCUACUUUUGUUUGUGGAAAGGCAUUAAGUCCUCGGGAAAGGCAGUGUGGGUAACCGCGACUUUACCAUACAUAGUCUUAUUCAUCCUCCUCAUUCGGGGAUGCACCCUCCCCGGUGCUGCCAAAGGAGUCUUGUACUAUCUUCGGCCGCAGUGGCAUCGCCUUAACGAUGUAAACGUAUGGUUAGAUGCAGCUACACAGGUCUUCUUCUCACUUGGGCCAGGGUUCGGGACUUUGUUGGCUCUUUCCAGCUACAACAAAUUCAACAACAAUUGUUAUUUAGACGCCAUGGUAACGAGCGUGAUAAACUGCCUCACGAGUUUUUUGGCGGGAUUUGUUGUGUUCUCGGUGCUCGGCUAUAUGGCACUGCAACAGAGCCGGGAUAUUGACAAGGUCGCCGUCGAAGGACCAGGUCUUGUUUUCGUCGUGUACCCAGAAGCCAUUGCGACAUUAGAUGGUUCCAUAUUUUGGUCCAUUAUCUUCUUCCUAAUGUUGAUAACGCUUGGUUUAGAUAGUACGUUUGGGGGAUUGGAGGCGGUCAUCACGGCUGUGUGUGAUAAUUUUGGUGUGGUCAGAAACAGACGGGAACUGUUUGUGUUGGCCCUGGUCGUGUACUGUUUCCUCGGUGCUAUAUCCACAACCACAUACGGGGGCCAGUUUGUCAUCAAUCUGUUGGAUCGCCAUGCCGCUCCAAUAUCCCUCAUCUUCAUCUGUUUCUGUGAGGCCAUCGCCGUGAACUGGUUUUACGGCGUACAAAGGUUCUCAAAUGACAUUAAAAGUAUGGUUGGGUUUGAACCAGGCAUUUUCUGGAAGGUAUGCUGGGUAGCUGUUUGUCCAGUAAGUUUGUUGUUGCUGUUUGUGUUGUCAAUAUGGGCAUAUUCAGGGAUACAACUAGACGGCUACGUGUAUCCUGAUUGGUCUGUAGCUAUCGGGUGGUGCAUCACCUGUUCAUCCCUCAUUUGCAUACCAUUGUAUAUUGUUUGUAAUAUAUUCACCACCACAGGAACAUUAAAACAGAAACUCUUGAGAUUGGUGAAGCCUGCCUCCAUCCCAAACCAUGUCCAAGGAGCCAAUGGAUACGCUGGACAUGAUACAUACGAGGUUUACCCAAUAAGUAAUUCAAAUACGCAAGUGGAAGCAAUACAUGCCAACUCUCUGCCAUAUAUUACAAACAUUCAGAUGAAUGGGGCACCAAAACAAGACAGCACGGAGAUAUUCUGACAGAAUCAGGAAAAAAUGUAAUGCUAUUGUAUGCACUGUGAAGGAACGUUAUUGAGACUGUCUCCAGAUCAAUUGUUCUGUUAUAAGCAUUAUGUGUCAGUACCAACCAGUCAUUAAAUACGUGUUUGUUGUAUAUAUUGCCGAAAAGAGUGCUAAACACUCCAUCGUAAUAUACUACAAAAAAAGAUGUUUAAAGACGUCUUACAUAUGGCUGUAUUUGUAAGUGAAUCUGAAAACGAGAGAAGGUUUGUUUACAACUUAUGUAGACAUACAUGGGUUUCCACCAAUAAAGAUUCAUAUUGUACAAGUUACUUCAUCUCUGUGAGAUAAAGGUACCAACCCCGUAAUAUCUAUCUAAGGAGAGGAAUCCUUGCUGAGUGCUUCACUUUAAACAUACCUCCCCUUAGACUUGAGAUGUCUUUUUCUCCACUCACAUAGGUAAUCAGUUAUUUUCUCACCGAUGUUUCAGUGACUCUUGAACAUUGUGUUUCAAUGUAGGAAAACAUAAACCUUUUCCCCAAGGAUUAAUUGAACCAAUUCUGUUAAAGGUUGGAAAACACUGCUUAACCCAAUCAACGGUUACUGGAGAUAAAAAUGUGCCACACAUGGCAUUUAGAAAUGGCAGGAAAUCAGAUGCUGUAACCCCGAACAAUGUUAGAAUCAUUUGUGUUUAUAAGGAUGCUUGACAGUUUUGUGUUGAUAAGGGCAUUUGUCUAUAUUUUGAUACUAAAUGUGGUAGAGGCAGCUUUUUGUAAACAUCAGAACGUUUGCUGUUUUCUAGCAACACAUUUCCCCGCUGUAACUAAUGUUGGUUAUACUUAUUUGUAGAGCAACUAUUCGGGAAAUGUACCUUUAAUGGUUGUCAUUAUCGUAAGAAAUACUUACAGAAACAUUAUUUAUAGUAUAUGAAUUACUAUUUUAUCCGGUUUCCAUCGGUAAGAACAACGUUGAUCAAUCAAGGAGAUUGUAACACGGGACAUAGUUUACGGUGUCGCAUGCUGGCGAGGGCAGCUCUUAAUGUAUCUGUUAUAUCCACGAAAGUGAAAUUUACAUACAUUUGUUUCAAAACAGAGUCAUCACAUUUUCUAUGUUUGUAUUUAUCAAAAAUAACUAUCAAAUCACAAUAAAACAAACAGUUUAAUGUUAACGCUGAUAAUAUAUAUCUACAUAUGUGUAAAAUAUCUUCAGUGUUCAGUUACACUUUGUAUUUAAAGAGAAGAAAACGAUUUACCUGUUCAAAAUACUGAUGAUCUAUUGUCAUAAUCUCGAGAGAGUGAAUGGUAUCUAUGUCUGUAGUUGCUAAGGGAAGCAACUACGACGGUCUUCCGAUAAAUUCUGCCCGAACACUUCAGUUAAGUAUUGAUGAAUGGUGCGUUCUCCUGCCCAGAGAUAUAAUUUGGAUUGUUAAAAUGAAGAUUGAGACUUAAUAUGAAAUACGCGCUUAUAUCAGUACAGUUAUUCCUGAUUUAUACACACGAUGUUCAUUUACACAAAACUGUGCAGUAAACAUGCCACUUCUGUUGCCUGUGUGAAAACUGUUUAAGGUUGGUCAGUAAAUCAAAAAAUGAUAUGAAAGAGGAAAACAGGGUCAGGCAGGUCAGUUGCUUCAGUAUUAGACAACAUUAUUGCUGUUCAAGCGUUUGUUGAGAAGUCUGACUGUUACACUGUUUCCAACAUAGUUGACUGUAAACGGCAUCAUACACUACCAAUUAACGAAGUUCUUAAAAUUUUGAAAUUUAAAAACGUUUGUGACAGGUGGUCCUCUACUUGCUUAUACGGUAAAAACUUUGAACCCAAGUGACACUUAAUAAACAAUGGUUGAUAAACAUUUGAUAAGACAAAUGAUAGCUUAAUGUCCGAAGAGCGCGAAAUAUGUUUUUAAUAUCCCAUGUUGUCAAGUCUAGUGGACCAGUAAUUCAAAUACCAUAAUGUAUAAAGACAGAGUGCGUAAAAAUGUGAAAACAUUUUUCAUGAAAACACUUUAAAAUAAAGGAUUAAACGUUAACACGAUAUUUACAACAAUCCUUCGUUUCACAAUCGUGAUGUUUUGCCGACUUUCCCACUCUAUUCAUCAGACUUAAGUACCUGUGACUUUGUAUUAUUUCAUUUGCCGAAAACGCUUUUGUAUAUUAAAAGAUACAUCCAGAAUUGCACUGAAUUCUGCACUACAAUAUUCCAGUAUCCAGCCACAUCAGCGUUUCCCUCAUGCUCAGCACGAUUGUGAAAGUGCCAGUCUGCCAAGAAGGGUAUCUUAAGGAAAUCGGUAAUAGAAAAACACAACUAUCUGAAACACUAAUUUAAUUUAUAAAAAUAACGACAAAAAUUAUUCAAUGAUGUAUCGAAUGUUAUUUCCUGAUGAUGAUAAUUAAAUAUGCAUUAAAUCUCUAUAAACGUUAGGAAAUUUUGCGAUCUUUUAAAAACACAUUUCUCGAUUAUUUUCGAAGGGUGAGUUAAGUCACAAUCCGUUACACGAGACCACGUCAGCUGGCUUCAUAUCUAAAAGGAAAUCAUAAUACUAUAUUUCCUUAUCUUAUCGCCACGUUUUAAGGUUUUCAGAAAUCCAAAAAAUGUUUUUCAAUCUGAAUAUAUAUUUUCCAUGCGAGUGUAAAAAGGAAACCGCAUUUUCCUCUUUAAUUCAAGAAACAUUAUUUUGCUCAUAUGGAAAUUUUGAAUAUUGCUUUGAUAUUGCUGUAGUUAAUUCCUUUCAUCGUUAAUAUUUUGUUGUUUUGUUAUACUUGGUAACUUAUUUACCUCUUGUUUCGUUGUCUAUUGGUUAGCAUAUACAUUAGAUAUAAAAAAUUCUUGAUACCAUAUUCAGCCCUCUGAUAAGCUGUCGUAUUGAUAGUGCUGUAGAAUGCAGAUAAGAAUUUGUAUCUAACUGUCGAAGUAUCUGUCUUGGUUAUAGGUGUACCAUAUGACAUGGGAGUAGGGACUUCACUGUGUUCACCAUUAUUCUGAUACGUUGAUAAUACAAAUGUUAUCAAUCGGGAUUAUUUCAUAUCUGCUUCUUAUUUCUAGUUUGAAAAUGUCGUUUAUUCAAGAAAUCAUCAUGUUAUGCUGAGACCAUGGUUUUCGUUUUUAUUUUGAAAUAUGUAUGUCAUUCACACUAAAAUAUUUUAUAAAUUUCUUUCUAUAUCCUGAAGAUACUCUCUAACUUCGUUAUAUUUUUCCUGAUACUUUUGUGCUUUUCUCUUCUGACUCUAAUGACAGGUUGUUAAAUUAUCGUAUCUUUCUGAAUCACCCAUUGAAAAAAUUGGUACAUAUAUCUCAGUGAUUAGUCCUACACAUAGUUUCUAUCAACACCUUCGUGAAAGAUUAUUCGUUAUAUCAUUUACGUCUCAUCCUAUUUUUAGUAUUUUUAGCUAAUUUUCAUUUUUUAAUUAUGAUGAAUCAUUGAUUAUGAUUUUAUUGUCAAUUUACUUUUUCUUCUGAAAUAAAUCUGAUUAUUACAAUUGGACAUAUAAGUCUAAUCUGAUGAUUUAUUUCUCAAUUUCAAAUUCAUCUCUCAGCACUGAUUCAACGGUAAAGUACAUGCGUUUUAACAACUUUCUCAUGCUUAGAAAUCAAAUUUGAAUUAGGGAAAAAUGAAAUAGCUUGCCUUGGUUUGGUUAAGUUUGAUUUCACAAAUACAUAGGCCAUGUUGUAGGCGUUAUGGUAAACAUAUUCCUUAUCUGUAACGUAUACGGUCUCGUUACUGACAGUUAAUACGAUAGAUUAUAGACAGAAGACGUACGGCUAUUUCUUUGCUAAAUACACCAUUUCAUGUUCUAACACUAAGUUUGUUGUCGACUUUUGUCACGUUGUCUCAGUUAUAUUUAAUUUUCAUUCGAUGAUUGAUAUUUGAUAUAAUCGCUCGUGCGCAAACUUACGUCACAUGCUUGAUAUACGCAUCACCUCGAUAUUGCUUUACAGUUGUACAUAUUGAUAUCCAAUAUUUGAUUGAUGUCAACUGUCGCUUUAAUGUUAUUUUUCAUAUCCUGUGGCCAUAUCAGUCCUUUGUUUCAUUUGUCUUUUGUUCUAUUUGUUCUAUCCUUAUUCAAUGAUUAAUGAACUUUUUCAAUGAACGCUUAAGAAAGUGUAUCAACCGCUUUUCUGUUUAAGAUUAACGUAUCGUUAUUGGUUUGCGACCUUUUACAUUGUUGUUGUGACUGAUAAUAAACACUGUCGUUAUUUACCUUUGUCAUUUGCAUCGUUUAAGCGUCUACAUACUGUUAAUGUAUAAAGGUUUAUAACAUUCAAUACAUUUUUAAACACGAGACAUUAUAAAAAGAUUAACAUUAAAGAUGUUAAUCAACACAAUGAGAUAAGUUUUUAUAAAAUUUCUUAUGAUAAAACUUUUUGCAUGCCAUAAUAAAUGGUUAAGAAUAUGAACCCAAUAUUCAUAAUCCAAUAAAGAAAUAAACAAAAUCUUUUCAGGUUAUUCUUUUCAUUGAUUCAAGUCGGUUGAACAUACAAUGGGGAACAGGGUAUCAUUUUGAAAGAUUUAUCGGUUUGAUGAGUGACAUCGCAGACUUAUCAGGAACUUCGAAAUGGUGUCAUGAAGUGAUUUUCUUUCCGAUUACUAAGUUUGUUAGAAAACGUUUCAGGGUGGUAAACAUUGAUGUAUAAUAUUUCUUACUGUUGAUGAAUUGUAAAAACAUUUCUGUUGGUUGUUUCUGUUAGAUAUUUACAAUAAAAAUGUAAAUAUAUUGAUAUGAAUAUAUGUAUAUAUAUAUAUAAAGCCACGUGCAUGUUCUAUGGUUCAUGUGUAUGACGUAUGACAUUGUCUCUGAAGUUGAGAAUUUAACAGAAGCUAUUUUCCGAGGAUGCUAACGUAGAUUACCUCUUACUAUUGGGUAAUUUGUAUAUGUUUAUAUUGUAGACCGACACAGAUGUAAUGAGGAAGUAAAAAUUGUCUAAA